Messenger RNA from Penicillium cinerascens, 1071 nucleotides. Its product is annotated as putative 1-aminocyclopropane-1-carboxylate deaminase. Gene Ontology annotation, molecular function: D-cysteine desulfhydrase activity; pyridoxal phosphate binding; 1-aminocyclopropane-1-carboxylate deaminase activity. The record is from RefSeq and is a predicted model, not a curated record. Bases 1 to 1071 code for a protein of 356 amino acids. The transcript has a single exon. Lineage: Eukaryota; Fungi; Ascomycota; Eurotiomycetes; Eurotiales; Aspergillaceae. Gene Ontology annotation, biological process: amine catabolic process.
AUGGCCAACGUUACCCUGCCGGAGCCCUUCUCCUCCAUUGCUCGCACUCACCUCCUUCUCGGCCCCUCGCCGAUCCACGCCCUUCCCCGCAUCAGCGCCGAUCUCGCUCGCGACAGCCCUCGCCGUGUCAACAUCUACGCCAAGCGCGAUGACUUGAACUCCGCCUAUGCAUACGGCGGCAACAAGACUCGUAAGCUCGAGUAUCUCCUCGCCGAUGCUCAAGCCCAAGGCUGCGACACCCUGGUCUCCAUCGGCGGCGUACAGAGUAACCACACGCGCCAGGUCGCCGCGGUGGCCGCGCGGUCCGGUCUCAAGGCCCGUUUGGUCCAGGAACAUUGGGUUGACUGGGUCGAUCCGGGAUAUGACACCGUUGGCAACAUCCAAUUGUCGCGGCUGAUGGGCGCUGAUGUGAGGUUGGAUCCCUCGGUGUUUGGUAUUGAGCACAAGAAGACCGCACAAGCUGUUGUGGAAGAGUGCCGGUCCCGUGGUGAGAAGCCCUACUAUAUCCCCGCCGGUGCGUCAGACCACCCCCUCGGUGGGUUGGGAUUUGCUCGCUGGGCGUUUGAGGUUCGGAAGCAGGAGCAGGAGCGGGGCAUCUUCUUUAACACCGUGCUUGUCUGCGCCGUUACGGGCUCGACGUUUGCCGGUAUGAUCGCCGGCUUCAAGCUGCUGGAGCGCCUUCAUCCGGAAGACCCGAAGCGCAAGAUCAUCGGCAUUGACGCCUCGGCUACCGUGGAUGCCACCCGUGCGCAGGUGCUUCGCAUUGCCAGAAACACCGCCUCUCGCAUUGGGCUGAGCGAGGAUGAUAUCACCGACGCCGACGUGAUUCUCGAUGACCGUUACCAUGCAGGCAUCUACGGCGUUCCAGACAAGCAAACCUGGGAGGCCAUCGAGUACGCGGCCCGAAUGGAGGCGUUCAUUACUGACCCGGUCUACGAGGGGAAGAGCUUUGCGGGGAUGGCGGAUAUGAUCAAGCGUGGUGAGAUCGACGAGGGCAAUAUCCUGUACGCGCACUUGGGUGGACAAUUGGCCUUGAACGCAUACUCAGAUCUGGGCCGGACAAAGGAGUAG